Labeo rohita (rohu) is the source of this 2527-nucleotide messenger RNA. Its product is annotated as myoD family inhibitor domain-containing protein 2. The record is from RefSeq and is a predicted model, not a curated record. Bases 1540 to 2004 code for a protein of 154 amino acids. The transcript has 3 exons. Lineage: Eukaryota; Metazoa; Chordata; Actinopteri; Cypriniformes; Cyprinidae.
AUCCAACCAUCGUAAAAAGUGCUCCACAUGGUUCCGGGGGUUAAUAAAGGCCUUCUGAAGCCAACAUAUGUGUUUGUGCAAAAAAAAAAUCCACAUUUAAAACUUUAUAAACCAUACGUGCGUACGACAGUUAGCGUAAGAUAGAGAUUACGGUUUAUAAAGUUUAAAAUAUGGAUAUUUGUCUUACACAAACACAUCAGUUCAUAUCAGAAAGCCUUUAUUAAUUCCCCGAAGUCAUGUGGAGCACUUUUUAUGAUGGAUGGAUGCACUUUAUAGGACUUUAAAAUCUCGACACCCAUUCACUGCCAUUAUAAAGCUUGGAAGAGCCAGGACAUUUUUUAAUAUAACUCCGAUUGUAUUCGUUUGAAGGAAGAAGGUCAUAUAGACCUGGAAUGGCUUGUGGAUGAGUAAAUCAUGGGGCAAUUUUCAUUACUGGGUGAAGUAUCCCUUUAAGAGCAUCACUUUGCUUCUGUGAUGCCAUGAAAACUGAGAUUGAGGAAAUAGCAGGAUGUUUUGUUCUCACUCAUGCGUUAGGGGUUUCACGAAGUUUUUAUCUAAUGUAUUAGACAAUCAACAACGAUAAGAAUCUGUUUUCUGCUAGUCUCAAAAAAAAAAAAAAAGGUAAAAAAGCUAUUCUUGGGCUGAUAUCCUUCCAAAAGGUGCUAAUAUGUAUACUUUUGAUAUUAAUUAUGUACCUUCAAAAUGCCAAUAUGCAAUUUGACAGGUAAAAGAGGUACAAAGGUGUAGCGUUUGGAAAAAUAACACCUCAGUGACAGCUUUUCUACAAUUAUCAUUUUUCUCUUCUGAGUGUUUAGAUGUUUUAAGAAGGGCAUUUGUUUCUACCUGAAGUUGCACAUUUGGUUAAUUUAUUGCUAUUUUUAUCUCAAAUCUGCUUAAUGUGCCUGAGAUGUGAUUGUGUUUUUCAUUGUUGAUACUGAGAAAAAUAAGAUGAUAAUAAAGCUGAAAGUUUUUGGUUUUUUUAAACAGAGAUUGGGAAGGAAAAUAAACUUUUUUUCUCUGUAUGUUUGUGUUUUUGUAUAGCCAUCCUUUAUUCCCGCAAAUUUCCAUAUGCUGAAUGUGCAUUUUGAAUAUAAACAGCCAGUUUCCCUUUAGCAGGACAAAGCUUUUCUGGUUUUUUUUCGACUUUAAUGUAAUUUCGUCGCAUUAAAACCAAAGAACCAUCCUUGAAAUGAUGCAUCAACACAAGCUCUCAUGAAAUCCAUUUCACAAUGCUGCAGUCACGCUGGAAACCCUCCAGAGACUCUUUGCACGCAGCUGGUGUUUAAUAAUUUAUUCAGCACAGGUUAUUCUAAAGAUAUUCCAUUCAUAUCUUCUUUCUCACUCUCAAGUCAGGUGCAUUAUUGUUUCCAGUGCUCUUUAUACCCUGCAGAUUUAUCUGCGCAGUAAUUACAUUGUGUUCCAGGAUAGUUCUGGACAUAACAGCCAAACUAUUGGUUGACUCUGGCUUAGAUCCGGCUGAUUUGUUCUUGGGAAUUACAGGCUCGUAUCAGGAGGCAGGGCUGUUGGAACCACUCAAGAAUGAAUGAAGCUGUAGUUAGUGGGGUGAGAAGGUUGAGCACCAUCUCAGAGCAGGACGUGGAUGCUGCAGCGGAGCCCGUGUCGUCGGCGUCCCCGGGGGACAGUGAGUGGACAGGAUCCAGUGCUUCGCUCUGCUCGCGUGGAAAGCCCAGCGCCCAGAGCAGCUCCCUCACUUCUUUUGAGUCCUCUCAGCCUGAUGCCGCAGAUGACUGCGCCUCCAUCCUGCUGGCUUGCCUCUACUGCCGUUUCUGUGACAUUAUAGCCAUGCUGCCCGACACUUGUGAGCGGGCGCUUGGCCGCUGCUUUCCUUCUUACAAGUAUUACAGCACCUCGGAUGAGGCGUCCAAAGGAAAAGACUGGUGCAGCUGUAACAUGGAUUUUGACUGUAGUUUCAUGAACUCCUGUCAAGAGGCCAGUGAGCUGCUUGAGCUAGCAAUGGAGAUUUCUGAGGUCUGCUACCGCUAAAAGCCUCUCAACUGUCUGUAGAUCAGAACAAAUCAUUCAGGACGGAGAUUCUCCAUCUGUGCUUGAUUCCUGAUUCCAUAAAUGACUCUGAGUUACAGUUAUUCAGUGUCACAAAGGAUGAUUAUAAUUUCUUGCAGGAGAACCAGGGUAAAAUGUCACUUCUUGUUUUAGGCAACCAAAUAAAGCAUGUGACAGCAUUUUCAAGAUGAGAUCAUUUAAUUUAUGGAAAGUAUUUUGUAUCUAAAGUUAUGAUUUAGUGACAAUUAGGAGAAUUGUCAUACAAAUUACUGUUUAGUUGAUACUCUCAUGUGCUCUGAUGUGACACCUGAACCAAAAUGUGAAUGUCUGACAUAUCUGUUGUUUAAAGCAUGAAAAAAUGGUCAGUGUGGGUAAGAAGAGCCAGUGGCCACCUGUAUGACACAUAAGUGAAUGCAACAUAGUAAAAACCUUUAAAUGUCUUUUUGCCUUAUGUCUUUUGAUUUGUCUUCUGAAUAUGCUACAGAAAGGAGUCAUAAAACUCAGA